AUGGCCCGGGGGUUCUUCACUUUGGCAUUCAGGGUCCUCACUUUGGUGGGCAGGCUCAUUAUUGUAUUGGUAUUUAAACUAUUAGCGACCUUGGUAUCUUCAAAUUCCAAACAGCCCCUUGCCGAUAUGGCUUCCGCCAGCGGCACUCAAGGCACCCGGGCCGAAAAGAAGACGAUGCGUGCCGUCGUCUGGGAGGGCAAGCCCUACGAGAUGGCCGUUCGUGACGUCCCUCGACCCGAGAUUAUCCAGAGUCAAGAUGCUAUUGUGCGCAUCACUACCGCUGCCAUCUGCGGAACGGACCUACACACCUACCACGGCACCUUCGGAAGUGCGACUCCACCCUGGUCCAUGGGCCAUGAGGCCGUUGGCGUCAUUGUUGAGGUGGGCCAGUCCAUAGAGCACUUCAAGGUCGGAAACCGAGUUAUCGUCCCCUUUUCAUCCGACUGCGGUUUCUUGUCCGUGGAACAGCGGUUCGAAGAUCAGGGGGCGUUCUACGGCGAAGGGUCCGACUUUGGGUCGGAGGGGGGAGCACAGGCCGAGUACCUGCGCGUCCCGUUUGCCGACGACUCACUCGUCGCCAUCCCCGACGACUUCUCCUCCGACCUCGACUGGCUCUUCCUGUCGGACGUCUUCGUCACGGCGUGGACGGGACUGGAUUACGCGCACUUCCAAGCUGGCGAUGCAGUGGCGGUCUUUGGCGCUGGGCCCAUCGGCCUGAUGUGCGCGUACUCCGCCAUCCUCCGCGGCGCAUCGAAGGUCUACGCGAUCGACCACGUCCGCGACCGGCUGGACAAGGCGGCCUCCAUCGGUGCCAUCCCCAUCGACUUCUCGUCCGAGGCCGGGACGGCGAGCGAGCAGAUCUUGCGCCGCGAACCGCUCGGAGUCGAGCGUAGCGUCGAGUGCGUCGGGCAGGAAUGCCUCAACCAUGAUCUCAAACCGGAGCAGAACUAUGUUAUUCAGGAGACGAUUCGGGUGACUAAGUACAACGGCGGGAUUGGAAUCCUGGGGUUGUACAUAGCUUUGGGGAAAUCGGAGGGGACGCCGCGCGGUGAGUUGAUGGACAAAGAGCUAUCCAUCUCCAUCCCGGCGAUGUUUCGGAAGAACCUGUCGAUUGGGUCCGGCCCCGUGAACGUGUCGCUGUAUGAGGUCAUGCCCAGGGUGUUUGAGCUGGUUAAGAGCGGAAGGGCAAAGCUGAGCUGGAUCGUGACAUCCCAGGUUGGGAUUGAGGAUGCCCCCAAGGCGUAUGACCGGUUCGACAAGAAGCUGGAGAUCAAGGUGGUCAUUCGGUUCCCCUGGGUGAGGGAGCAACCGGUUCAAGUCUCAUCCGAACCGGUGGCGGAGGUGGAGACUGCUGGGGAAGAGGGUAGCAGGUCUGAGGAGAAAUCGCCGGUCAAGAUUUCGAGUGGCCGGAAGAAACCCCGAAGACCCUCGCAGUCGUAA
This is a messenger RNA of Chaetomium fimeti, 1440 nucleotides long. RefSeq names its product chaperonin 10-like protein. Gene Ontology annotation, molecular function: oxidoreductase activity; zinc ion binding. Lineage: Eukaryota; Fungi; Ascomycota; Sordariomycetes; Sordariales; Chaetomiaceae. The record is from RefSeq and is a predicted model, not a curated record. Bases 1 to 1440 code for a protein of 479 amino acids. The transcript has 2 exons.